This is a messenger RNA of Malaya genurostris, 3188 nucleotides long. RefSeq names its product vacuolar protein sorting-associated protein 18 homolog (gene dor). The record is from RefSeq and is a predicted model, not a curated record. Gene Ontology annotation, molecular function: protein-macromolecule adaptor activity. Gene Ontology annotation, biological process: intracellular protein transport; lysosome organization; endosome organization. Lineage: Eukaryota; Metazoa; Arthropoda; Insecta; Diptera; Culicidae. The coding region runs from base 158 to 3112 and encodes 984 amino acids. The transcript is spliced from 4 exons. Gene Ontology annotation, cellular component: endosome; HOPS complex.
UUUCAGACAUUCCCUUAUCACUAACAACAACAAAAAGGAUGUCUUGUCCGAUAUUGUAAAUUUAAUCGAUUUCGUGGGAAGAUAUUAGUUGUUCAAGUUUCACAAGGAUUACCGUCCAAUUCACCGUUGUACCGGUAUCGUAGCACCAGGCUUGACAAUGGCAUCAAUGUUUGACCAGUAUUCCUCGGCGUUGAUACGCGAAAAUACCAGUGAAUCGGAUCCGCCCAAUCGGCCCCCUUCAUCGGGUUAUGUUAGUGUUCGAAUGAAAAAAGAGGUUCCCAUAUUUGCCAAGCAAAAAAUGAACCUGAACCUUCCGGCGGGUAUUCUGUUUCUUUCGGUGCAAAACGAUUGGGUAAUCAUACUGAUGACUAAUCUGACCAUACUGCGAAUGAACAUAAAACAGCCGGACAAGUUUACGGAGGUACCCAUCGACAAGUAUGUCGGCGGGUUGAAGCCAGUGAGCUUGUUUCUGGAUCCACUGGGGGCACAUCUCCUCAUAACCUUUGCACCUAAGUCGCCGGGAUUUACGCCCGAGGUGCUCUAUCUGCAGCGAAACAGUUUCAAACCGAAGUUUGUUUCAAAGCUUAAAGAUCAGGAAAUUACAGCGGUUGGAUUUAACUAUUCCAACAACUCGGAACUCACGACCGGUCCCAUUCUGCUGGGCACUAAUAAAGGUGUUAUUUGGGAAGCUGAUAUCGGUAUCGACGGUGGAGAUAAACUGAUUCAACAGAAUCUACGGCAGGUUUUCGACGUUAGCACGGGUGGUGAAAGUCGUCCGAUUACCGGCAUAGAAUUUCAUAUGCGACAGGAUCAGCGAAAUUUGCACUGUAUCAUUCUGGUGUUGACGCUGGAUAUAAUUUACACAUUUCAUGAAACUAUUCGACAGGCUGAUUCGAAGAUGGCUUUCGGGCAUUUGCAGAAAGUGUUCAAUUCGUAUCUGAAUAUACCGGAAGAUUUGAACGAUUUCGAACACGUGACGAGCAAGUUGAACUAUUCCAAGUUGCAGUUCAAUUAUGAGGAAGAUUUCCCGAAAAGUUUCGGUUGUCUGACGGAGGAUGGAAUCAAUUUCCAAGAGAUCGACCCGAAAAUAGAUACUCUGCACUUUGUGGUACAAAAGGAAUUGAUUCCGUACCCGGCACAGGAGGACGCCGCUCCACAACCGGUGGAAAACACCUACAAGGUGGUGCCGAAAGGGAACACACCGCUGUCGUUUGUGUUGACCGAUUUUCACGCGAUCCUGCUUUAUCUGGAUCACGUAACGGCGAUUUCCCUACUCAAUUAUCAGGUCGCCUAUGAGGAAUAUUUUGUGGAACAGUACGGCAAACUUACGAACGUGCUGAAGGAUGUUCGGUCCAAUGUGACCUACGUCUACAGCAAUAAAAUGAUCUUCCGAUAUAAGAUUAAUAACGAGCAGCGUAAUGCUUGGCGACUGUACGCGGAUCGGCAAAAAUUUGACCUAGCCCUUCAGUACUGCAACGAUAACCCGGCUCACCGGGAUAUGGUUCUGGUUAAACAGGCCCAGUCGUAUUUCGAUGUGGGUGACUAUUUGGAAGCAGCCCGAAUCUACUCCAACACGCAGCUGAGCUUUGAGGAGGUGUGCUUGCGGUUUCUUCAGCGCAAUCAAAACGAUGCCCUGAUGCUGUAUUUGAAGAACCGACUAACCAAACUGAAACCUCAGGAGAAAACUCAAAUCACGAUGCUGAUCGUGUGGAUGGUGGAACUUUAUUUGAUAGAGAUUUCGCGAUGUGCCGGAGAUAAUGUGGAUCGGGAGCGGGAGCUGCAGAAAGAGUUCGAUGCUUUCAUGCAAACGGCGAUUGUGAUCGAUUGUAUGAAGAAGAACCGGUCGGUAAUUUACGAUCUGAUGGCUUCCCACGGAGACAGUCACAAUCUAACCGCGUUGACAACCAUUCAUCAGGACUAUGAAAGUGUAAUCCAGCAGUACGUCAAUCAGGCGCGAUUCGAUGAUGCACUUUCGGUACUGAAAGCCCAAAGUCGCCAGGAGUUGGUUUACAAGUAUGCACCGGUUUUGAUUGAGGAAUUGCCGGCGGAAACGAUCAACGUUUUGAUCGCUCAAGGCAAACGACUGGAUCCGAUAAAACUCAUUCCCACGUUACUUCAUUUGGAUAGCCCUGGACAUGUAGUUGAAAUUGUGAAAUAUCUGGAAUUUUGCAUCCAUUCGACCGGUUGUUCGGAGCCGGCAAUUCACAACUAUUUAAUUCAGUUGUACAGUGAGCACUUCCGCGAAAAACUGUUGACAUUUUUGGAGACCCAAGGUAAGGACAUAACCAUGAUCAGCUACGAUGCACACUACGCACUACGAAUUUGUUUGAAACGUGAAAUCAAGGAAGCGAGUGUUUUCCUGCAGUGUUUGCUUGAGAUGUGGGUUCCAGCGGUCGAACUUGCACUGACGUUUGAUGUUCAGCUGGCCAAGGCGACGGCCUCGCAGUCUCGGGAUAAAAAUCUUCGGAAAAAGCUAUGGCUUAUCAUCGCCGAAAAGGAAAUUCAUGGCAAACACGAAAAUGUUCAGGAAGCUUUGAAGAUUCUGAAGGAAUGUGAUCUGCUUCGGAUAGAGGACCUGCUGCCGUACUUCUCCGAUUUCCAGAAGAUUGAUCAUUUUAAGGAAGCCAUCUGUGAAUCAUUGAAGGAGUACAACAUCAAAAUCCAGGAACAGCGAAAAGAUAUGGAAGAGUCGGCAAAAUCAGCGGAAAGAGUUCGUUCCGAGCUGCAAACGUUCCGUAACCGUUCGGUUACGGUUGGAGCACAGGAACAGUGUGCAAUCUGCGGAGUUUAUUUGCUACUGAAACCAUUCUUCAUUUUUCAUUGCGGUCACAAAUUCCAUGGGGAUUGUUUAGAACGACAGCUGCUGCCUCAGCUUGGUAUCGACGUUGUCAACCAUCUUAUGAGCUUAAAACAGCAACUAAGUGUUGCUCAGAACCAGCCGAUCGAUACGGGGAGUCAUGUAGGGGACACGAUGUCCAGCAAAGAACAUUUGAAAAAUCAGAUCGAAGACAUUCUGGCGUCCGAUUGUUUGUUCUGCGGUGAAGUGAUGAUCAACACCAUCGAUCGGACCUUCAUCGAAAACUGGGAGAAAGUUGACAAUGACUGGCAGUAAUACAUGAUGAUUCAAAUAUUUUAAAAUUGCAAAUAAACUAUAGUAUUUGAAUAUAUACAGCAUGAAUAGUAUCGAA